UUCCCAAUCAACCGCCAAGAAGAAUCGUCAUUCUCGCCUCGCCAAAUAGUCUCUGCAAAAAAAUUAAAAUCUAAAAGAAAUUUGGAUAAUUUGGAUGAAAAGAACCACAGGGAAAAAAAUUCAAACAAAAUUUGAAAGUGGUGAAACUUGGUGGGCUUUUUCGAUGAAAAUUAACUGACGCCAUUCUCAGGCGGUAAUUCAAUUCGGUGAAGACUAAAGACCAGCCAGUUCGUCGUACCACUCUUUUGGAAUGUACCCGGUGCCGAGACUCUGAGGAGUCUUUCGAUACACACGAAAUAACCGGGAUCGAUCGAUCGUUCUGCAACACUCGUAGAAAAUGAUCUCACAGUAAUAACAUAACGAUUUAUUACAAAAUCUUGUACCGAUCGCCAGCCCAUGAGGUUCAUGUUACUUGUUUUACUUCAGACAAUAUCUUGAUCGUUCCGUUCCCACUUCUCCGCAGUUUGCAAGGGAAGUAAGUGCAGAAAAUUCUUUAUUGCCUGGGAAGAUCGAACCCGGAACUGCAAAUGGUCAUGUUCGAAUUUUUCGCACCCACCCACUCCGGCGGAUAUUUUUCACUUCGAAAAAUCGAACGGAAUAUAAAAAGGGGGACGGAUGAAAAAAACAUUUCAUUGCCACGAAGAGUAUAACAAUGAUGGCAGGAUCGUUGCCCAUUUGAAGAAAUGGAGGAGGAGAAAAGAAAAAAACAAAAAAUCAUACGUUGACAUCGUGGUCGCGUCGACAUUUGCGAUUAAUUUUUUCUUCUUUUCUUCUCUCCUGAAAUUAUAACACGCAUUAUCAUUUUGCUCAGUUAUAAUUCCGUUACAUCAAACUGGUUGUGACUAACUUUAUGUCUCCAUAUGUACGUAUAUAUAUAUAUAUAUACAUAUAUUUACUCGGAUGCUUAAACCUGCAAAUGAGCUGAGAAAUGUAAAUCUGGAUCUAUUAUAAAAACCAGUGUGUAAAAUUUCUGCGUUUUCAUUACUUUUCUUUUUUGGUUUCUUCCGCUUUCCUUCUAGCAGUUGUUAAUUGUUUGCGAAGGUCAAGCGCAUCGUCGCGUCAUCUGCUGCAAAUUUUCAUGAAAACAAGUUGUUUUCUUUUAAAUUGCAGUAUUCGAAUAAUCUGUAUCGAGAGUCGAACUGUUCAUGAUCUAGCGGUUGAUACGUACUAGUAUUACACACCUGGUAUACAUGUAGCGGUAAUGUGUGCCCAUACGCAAUGAACGAUAUUGAGAUAAAUUGAAAUAAUUUUUUUCCUCUUAUUGCUCCUAUUGGUUUAGUUUUGCAGAAUUAUUAUUGCAGCGGGUAAAGAUUAUGCGGCAGCGAUCGUGCAGAUCGGUAAUACCGUUACUGCCACGCGCAGAGCAUAUGAGACUACGUACAAUAUAUAAAUACUAGCAUGUACAUGAAAAAAAUAGUAUACUCGUAAAAUAUUUGUAUACAAUUUAUAUGAUAUUGUACAACGUGAUACGGUAUCGUAAUUAUAGCAAUAAAUUCGUAUACUAUACCUGAGAAAACUUGCGGAGGAUUUAUACGCUUUCGCAGAAUAAUCUAAUGCAUCUGCUCAGCGUUCAUCAAAUUUUACCAUGUUUCCUCAUUCGGCGACGAAUCGAUUGGAUGAACCUGGUCUAAAAUCGUGUAAAAUUCAUGUAUAUGCGAUUUGAAGAACGUAAACGAUUGAGAUAACUGUUUAUCGCAUGACAUAAAUUCGUUGACACCUAAUUUUAAUGUCGCGAUUAACAACAGCGCAGACCAAAGAAAGAGGAAGGAAGGGCUUAAAUAAUUAUAAGUGAAAAAAAAAAGAAAGGUGAAAAAAAACGAGUAAAGAAAUAAUGUGAAUUUUAGCUGUGAAUUAUCUUAAGCACUUUAUACCUUCUCUCUUUUGUUCUUACCCACGUAUAAUACAGUUACCCAAUUAUGCCUGGGUAUCUGCUUACUAUAACUAACUAUACGCGUAAGUAACGUCGGUAUUGGUGGACGUGGUUCUGGGUGCGUGUAAAAAUACGUAAAGACACGUAUGAUUUUAUACGCGGAGAUCUUGAGGAGAUUUAAUUAUCGCUGUUGUAUUGUAAUACAACGUGCGCUCGUACGUACACGUGUACACGAGUGUACAUUCGCUAAUUUUCACCUGAUGAUGCGAAUUAUAAUUUUAGCUACUGCAAAUUAAAAACUUAGUUUUAAUAUAAUACCUAGCUGUGAUGUGGUAAUGAGUUACCGAUCUCGUUGUACGUAUGACUAUACGGGUAUACGCAGGAGCAGCGCUCGUUCAGAAACUCUGACCCAGUUUAACAACCCUUCCUGGUUCACAGGAUAGAACACUGACGCCUCUGCACUCUCGAGUCAUUCGUAUAUAUUAUAUUAGGUAAGAACGGUUAAAAAUGCCACAAUAUUUCUGCAAUAAUUAGACAGCUUCACGUUUCGUCAAAAUCGUUAGGAUUGUAUACUCGUAGAAAUAUGUUACAACGUUAUACGUGCGGAGUAAUGCAAAAUUAGCAACUAGAAUACGGCGCGUUACGUGUAAUUUAAUUUUCUAUUUUUCAAUGUCCUACCCUCGAAUAACUUCUUCAUAAAUAUUUACGCCGUGUGACGUGAAGGUCGCCUUUGUAAUUCGAAAUUGCGUUGUAAGGUCGCGGGCGGCUGGUGCAGCUUUGAGAUUCUGAAAUAAUGAAUAAAUUAUCGAUUUCCUCGAGAAAUAACAUCCUCGAAGGUUUCGAUCGCGUAAUUGUGAGGAUUCGGAAUUUUAGGAAUCAUUGCAGUCGUAUUAUUAUAUUCAUUUUGCGACGCUGUAGCUUCGAUUCCUUCUCAUCCGCCAUUUCAACUUGGACUGUAACGCGAAUGCGAUUUGUGAUACGACUUUUACAAUGUCCCGCGGAUGAGCGAUCGAACGAUCAAUUGAAAUACUGCUCGAUCUCCCCGACUUGCUGCGCUUUGCCAUCGACUCUGCGGAUAUUAUUGUCAUUAUCAUCGUCAUAGCCAUGAAAAUGAACGGAAGCCGGAACGAAAGAAAAAAAUUGCACCGAUUUUGUGGUCGAUAUUGUUGCUCGAUCCUUGCUCGAAAUCACCACAUCCGUUUUCAAAUGAAACUACAAAACAUAUUUCAUGGACUUGUAGAGAACUGAGAGGACGCGAACAAAAUGAAUAAAUGAAUAAAUAAAUCAAAUCCCUGUAAUCGUAUUAGAUUUUUUCCCCAAAAACUGUGAGAAAAUUUGUUGUUUUUAAUAACAUUUUGGAGACAAAAGGCGCGUAUCGUAGGUGGAUAUAAAAUUGCUUUCGUAUUUCUUGAAAAUUAUCUCGGAUAGAAUUCAUAGUUUUCUGCACACAAAGAAGAUCGGCGAGGUCACCAUCCCCGGGCGUCGUUCAUUGAUCUGAUCGCGGGUUCUUCGCUCAGCUACGGUGUCCCUCAGGGUCAUCCGAGUCCGUCGAAUAAUCACGGGUAGCGGCUCCUAUAAUAGUUGACCGAUCCGGGGGUCGUCAAGAUCGAGCCAUUGAGUAGUUUGCUCCUCCUUGCCAGUCUGCCGCCUCUCACGGCCCGACAUUUAUUUCACUUAUUUUCAACGACGAGGCGCUGUACAGAGCAAAAGCUUCGGUUACGUCUUCUAUUACAUCGACAACUGUAAUCGUUUCACGCCCCGUAGCUGGCGACAAAUUACACUCCGUUUUUCCAUUUCCAAUGAUUAUUUUUUUUCCUAUUCUCUCAAUUAUUCUGCUUGAUUGUCGUAAAAAUUGCCGAGCGAUAACCAAUUUCGCGUUGAUUUGAUCGAGCGAUACGUGAAAGAUGACGCGUACUUCACACCGUCGACAUUAAUUCGGAAUCGGAUAAUGGGGGAAAAAAUUAUGCCAUGAAUUUUCAUGAACAUAAUGCUGCCGCGGGCUGAAACCGCAACGCGGAAAAUCACUCGUAAUUGCCCUGGGUGCUGUGGUCGUAAAAUUUUGGCGGACCGUGGGCUCCUACAGGUUCCGAUUGAUUUAUCGAAAGCGAAACCAACUACCGAAUACCCAGUUUUUUCCGGACACCAAGAUCAAGGACCGAGGAGAUUCCGGGGCCACGAAAACUGGGAAAAAACAUUCCACGUGGGAUUCUCGAAUGUAAAUUCAGAAAAUUUUACCGAAUAUCAGACACCAGAUAACAGAGGCAGUGCACCGGAAGAGGACGUAAAAAGGGGAAUCAUGGCUUUGCAGACUUCGGGUUCUCUCGGUGAAAUAGCGGAGUCUGGGAUUUCGGUGUUACAGGAUCAGUACAAGGUAGCGUGCGCGGAAGCAUCAGCGUCGAUAAAAUACCUGAAAAAUUUAUGGAUGGUUACAGAUGGCAACUACCUGCGAAAAGCAAUUGUGGUAAACAGGAUGAUUUGCUUCUACCUGAUCAUCCUUGGUAUCUAUAUAGCGGAAACUUGUUUCUGGGUGAAUCAAAAACUCAUCGAAGGUCUUCGCAACGUACUCCUGAGACCGAAAAAUUACAGGAAACUGACCAUAGCAAAGUCGGACCACCGCGUGCGAAUGAUGAUGGUUUCUUUCCGAGAAUAAUCACCUAUUUCUAAGAACGGAACGCGCUUAUUACACGUUACUUAUAUAUAUAUAUGUAUAUACAUUAGAUAUGAUACACUCAUACCUACAUAAAUAUUAUUUCAUUCAAGCAAUUGGAUAAAAUACGCACGUUAACAAUAUUUAACCAUACGAUUCUUAUUAUCUAGAAUUGACUGAGGAUUUUUUGCGGGCUUCCAGAUCCUGAUCCUUGCUCGAAUGAGAGUUUUUUCGCGCGGGCGAUCGUAUCCUUGAGGAGGAUCAACGACUAGGAAGUGGUAAAAUUGGCAAAAAACAAUAUUGACGGCGAUAUGCAUAUUCGCAGAACUUUUUAAAGAGGUUGAUGAUUUACGAUUAUUCAGAGUUAGGUUUAUUGUGUAUUAUAUACAGCCACUGUGUAUACAUAGUUAUAGUGUUACAAUAUUCAACGUUGGAUCUAUUUUAUUUUAUAUAUAUAUAUAUAUAUAUAGCGGGUCCAAGUUGCUCACCAUGUUCCCACGAAGCAUCGAGUUGGACACGCCUGCCUCUCAACGGCAACUAUCAAGUUCCACAAAGUAAAGUAAAGUAAAGUGAAGUAUAAAGUAAAGUACGACCAGAGAUCCUAACAUCAAAGAGGCAAGCUCGCCUUCGUUAUACUAUACACAUAAGCUGUAACCUGCACUGCAACUUUUAUCAGGUCCUGAUUAUUCUCAUUAUAACCAUCUCACAUUCAUUAUCUAUGUAUCAUCUAUAUGCACCUACGUUACACCGAAAAUUGAGCGAAUAAAAAAAAAAGAGUCAGUGAAAAACCAGAAGGAACAUAAUGAGCCGGCAAUAGAAUCUGCGAACAAAAAUUUGAACAAUGGUCCGCAGAAAAGUGUGGAACGAACAUUCCGUUGAUACUUCGAUGCAGUUGGUAAAGUGACAGAUAGCGUUUCGCAAACCGGGUAACAAUCGCAAAUAAAAUAAAGUGAAGGAAAAAAAAAAUAAAA
Molecule: messenger RNA, 5488 nt
Organism: Athalia rosae (coleseed sawfly)
Lineage: Eukaryota; Metazoa; Arthropoda; Insecta; Hymenoptera; Athaliidae
Exons: 5
Coding region: 3849-4520 (223 amino acids)
Source: RefSeq, a predicted model, not a curated record